GGUUCAUUCGUGUACGAUGCACUCACGGCAAACAGCGAACGUAAUCCGGAACGCGCACAUCACUAUAUACCAAACGUUGAGUUAAACGGACGUGUUACCCUUGUGCUGUGCAUCCAAACACAACAGUUCCUAAUUGUAUUCUGCGAGAGAGAAAAAUAAAAUCUUUGUAACAGUUGCAAGUGCGAAGUGGUGUGUUUUUUUUCUACACGCACGGAUAUAUUCUGGUAAAAAUUCUGCGAAAUUUCAUCGUAUAACGGCACUGUUACAAUACAGUAACGGAUAACGUAGCAAAAGGCCCUUGGUCGAUCGGAGAUUAAAGAAAAGAAACAAAAAAAGGACGCAUACACCAGUGGGCUGGUGCUGCUGCCUAUAGUGCACUUGAGUGAGUGUGUGUGCGUGAGUGAACACAUCGGCUGGCAUUAGGGAGCAGCUACACACUCCGCAAAAGCGUUGAGGAACCGUUUCCACCAAACCCCAAAAAAAAACCGGUGCAAUAAAAAUCCGUUUCUGUGAUUAUAACGGACGAACAGCGGAAGAAAGCGAACAACCGAAACAACCCAAAAUGGUAGCCAGCGAGGCCGAGGACGACGUCCAAAAGAAUUCUCCACCGGCGGCGGAGAAUAAUGAAGAUAGUGCACCCACGAAACGAUUCUACCGGAUGGAGGUAUGGGCAGUGAUGAAACCACUCUUUCCGCAAGGAUCAGCCCAAAGCCGUUACGUAAACAAAAAAAUACCUCUCUUCCCGCAAGCGGAACAAACGGCUGAACGGCUUGCCGAAACGACCGAGUUUCAAGAUGCGAAAAAUAUUAAGGUGAACAUCGAUAUGGCUCAGGAGUCGGUCAAGCUGCAGGUGCUGAAGGCGAACAAAACGCUGUUCGUCGCACCGUCGCAAAAGUCCGACUACCUGUACGCUAAGAUUAAGCUGCCGUGCAGCUUAGAGGAGGUUCCGUUGGUACAACAGAGACGUAUCGUCAAGAUGUUGGCCGGCAACGACACAUACGAGGAGCUAGGCAUCGAUCAGACCGAACCACUGGACAUGGUUGUGGUCGGUUGCGUCGCUGUAUCGGAGCGUGGCCAACGCAUCGGUAAGGGCAACGGCUACGUUGACCUAGAGAUUGGCAUUCUCCAAAGCCUGGGUGUGAUUACACCGAAAACAGUAAUCGCUACCACGGUUGCAGACGAGCAGGUAUACAAAGAGUUGCCGACGGAGCUGUUCCAGAACUAUGACUUCACCGUUGAUCUGAUCGUGACGCCGACACGUGUGAUUCGCGUCGAUCCACGGCCGAAUCCGCGCGCGAUCGAUGUGCAGUGGGGUUUGCUUUCGUCCCGCCGGCUCGACGUGGUGCGGGUGCUGAAGAAGCUGAAGGAGCGGUUAGAAAAGGAGGGUCAGCACAUCGAGCUGAAGGAUGAGGACACGGAUGUGGAAAGCUUCGCCAAGCGGCGUACGCGCGGUAACGACGGUGGUGGUGGUGGCGGUCAACAGGACCGACGCCGGCAGCAGAACCGGCGCCGCCGUUCGACGCGCAACAGCAACGCCGACGGUCACAAUGAGACGAAGAGCGGCAACGAGCGACACGACAAUGGUGAGGAAAACGAGAGCGGCGAAGUCGGUGACAGAAUGCGCCGGAAACGGCGCUUCUUCCGUAAACCGCGCGAUCCGAAUCGAUUCCGCACCUACGCGAGCCCGGAUUCAGCGGAUCGCGUUUACGACCAGCAUCACCGGCAGGAACAUCCACAGCGGCAACGUAAGCGCAAGGGCGGCCGAAUACGCCCAACCAAGCCGCGCGAUAAUGAGGACGAGGAUCUGAGCGAUGAGUCAAGAAUGAAGAUGCGGCAGAGGACGAAUCAAGGAUCGCAACAGGGCGGUACGCGCCCAGCCCGACAGGAGCCCCGGCAGCCGCCCCGGCAUCUGCGGGAUGGCGUCCGCAUACGGGUUUCGAACAUGUAUUCCGUACCGUUCAAGGAGUUCAAGGAGGAGCUGCGCAACCGGGAUUGCUAUCCGGCAAAAAUUAGCCAGAGCCGUCACGGUCGCUGUCUGCUAAUCUACCCGAAGCGCACCGACUUGCAGGAUCAGGUGCAGGAGGAUGAGCUGCUGCAGAAGCUGGCCGACAUGCGCAUUUCCGUGCCACUAAAGAACAGUACCGAGCUGAAGCAGAUCAAGCUGAAAUGCGAGGUGCAGAGGCUAAACGAGUUCGAUGACACGGAUGCAACAGCAAUCACGUCCGCGGUAAACAGUGCCGCCAAGCGGGCGGCCGAUGCCUGUACAAAGCUGGCCAAGGCCGCAGAAAAUCCGAAAUCGCGCGUUAACGUGGAUAAGCUUGUCACGGUGUUGAAGGCGGAAGUGCGGCUCGCAGCAAGGGCGGGCCUCGUAGCCGGUGAGCUGGCGCAAAAGGUACUGAAUGAGGCGAAAGCUGACAUCGAGGCGGAGACCGGCAAGCAGGAUAGCGUGCUGCAGGCACAAGUCGAGGCAGUAACCCUGGCCAGUAACAGUGCGUUUUCUGCUUCAGCGCUAGCUGAGGUGGCUUACCAGGCUAUCAAACAGAAGUCGGAACCAGCCGACACGGUGAAGGUGGAAGGGGACGAUGCGUCGAAGGUGGAAGGGAACGUCGCGGUGAAAGUGGAACCGAACGACACGCCGAAGGUGGAAGCGAACGUCGCGGUGAAAGUGGAAGCGAACGACGCGGUGAAGGUGGAAGCAAACGACUCCGUGAAGGUGGAAGCGAACGACGCGACAAAGGCGGAAGAAACAGCCGGCACCGUAACGGUACCAGCACCAUUGAUGGAAGCGGCCACCGAAGCAAGCAAGGCGGUGCUGAUGGCGGCCCGUGCUUCGGCAGCUGUAUCGCUGGCGGUGGCCAAACUGUACGAGCUCGUACCACCGAAACAACCAAUGUUCGUCGUGGCUUCGGUGCAAACGUUGACCCGUUUGUUCCCAUCCCUGCUUCCAGAGGACAGCACUGCAACCAACUAAGUUAAAACUCGACCCCGAAACAGCAAAACGAGAACAAAACGUGCACAACCCUACCAUCCAUUUCUUUUCACUCACUGCUGAGUGCCCACCAGCGCUAAUUGUCCAGAUUCUUUCUGGUCCUAAUCCUUUGAGUUGCCCCCUUUUCUUUUUGCUAUGGUUCGGUUGGUAGAUUUUUCAAUUUUUUGUUUUUGUUUUUUCAAACACAAUUUUUACUUUGCUUGAUGCAAAAUUUACAUCAUAACAAAAUUUGGUUUGUGUUUUCUGCUUAUUUUCUCCAUACACACACACACACUCGCUCCACGCACACGUAAUUGUGCGAAACAAAAUGAAAGCAGCUUCUGUUGUAAUGCUGGUUCGGUGAAAUAUGGCAUCCGAGCCAAAAAGUGAUUGGAACUGUUUCAGAAAUUUUUCUCCAUCGAACAUAACGAACAUGUUCUCCCACACUAUAUGUACACCCAGUACAUAUCCUUACCUUCCCCGACCCACACAAUGUGUGGGUGUGUUUACACCAUUACAAAUUGAAGUGUGUUGAAUUUUUUCUUCAAUUUACUCAUUAAAACCUUUUGGUUUAAUAUUAUGGUAAUCCAUUCUUUUCGUCUAUAAAAAAAACACAAAAUAUUAGUUUAUCCUAUCGUAUAUCACAACCGCGCACCCGGGCGUGUGCGGUGUUGUGAUCGAACAAGAAAAGGCCUAUUUUCGCUUUGCGCGAUAGAAGUGUUGGCAAACGAUUUUCCUUUUCGAGGUUUUUUUUUGUAUUUGCAAUAUUUAAAAACGGAAUGAAAACAGAGAUUUGUUGUGUUAUUUUUUUAAAUUAGAAACUGAAAAGAUAACAUGAAUAGGAAACAAUAAUAAUGCGCGCUUGAGAAACGUAUAUAAGGCAAAACACAGCAGAGGAAUUGUUAAGAAACCUCUGUAGGUAACACUCAGAUACACACACACGGAAACAUUUGUCAUAUUUAUGCGAAACGAAAUGCAAUGAUUUGAACCUGGUUUAUUAACAGAAAACACACAUAGAAACUUACGAAAAACAAAACGUAUGCACGGACGGUGCAUUGUUCGGACAUGCUUAUAUCCAAGCAGGCACGGACAUGCAUAUAUAUAAAUAUGAAUAGAUAUAUGUAUCUAAAAUGUACAAUUCGAAAAUGAGGACGAAGUGUAAGAAUGAUGAAAAUGUAGAUGCAGAAUCAUUUGGCAGGUUCUCUGGUGUACUCUGGAUUUACUCACUCCCACAGACACGCGCGCGCCUACGGGAGAAAAAAAAGGCUUUUCGAAAUGAUGGGGGGAUUGUUUUUCGAGGUGUCAGCGAACAGUAGUAGUAGUAGUAGCAGCAGCAGUAGGUGCACCACAAUAUAAGAUCCCCCUCCACUGGGGUGGUGGAAACUCCACUAAUAAUAUUAACUAUAAUAAUGAUAAUACACCCGAUGAAUAACAAACAAAAAAAAAACAGAACAGAGGAGAAGCAAAACAUAAAGAAAGAUACAACCAAGUGUGAAACUAACCACCAUUUUGUUGCGCGCCCGUGUUUCCACGAUAAAAAUAUCCUCAUCGUGCAACCUCCGCCCCAGUGUAUAAUGAAAAUGGAAUAAAUUUGAAGUCUAAUACUUUUUUU
Messenger RNA from Anopheles funestus (African malaria mosquito), 4580 nucleotides. RefSeq lists its product as uncharacterized. Gene Ontology annotation, cellular component: cytoplasm. The record is from RefSeq and is a predicted model, not a curated record. Bases 563 to 2971 code for a protein of 802 amino acids. The transcript is spliced from 5 exons. NCBI's taxonomy places the organism in Eukaryota, Metazoa, Arthropoda, Insecta, Diptera, Culicidae.